This is a messenger RNA of Setaria italica (foxtail millet), 2144 nucleotides long. RefSeq lists its product as uncharacterized. The record is from RefSeq and is a predicted model, not a curated record. The coding region runs from base 94 to 1689 and encodes 531 amino acids. Lineage: Eukaryota; Viridiplantae; Streptophyta; Magnoliopsida; Poales; Poaceae. The transcript has 4 exons.
UCGGUGGUGGAGUUUCUUUUCUCCGCCGCCUCCGCCGGCCAGUCGAAGCCGCGCAGAAGAGGAAUCAACCCCCGCCCCCGCCUCGGGUCGGCGAUGGCCGCCGGCGACACCGCGACGAUCUUCCUGGAGACGACCCUCGGCACCCGCCUCGUCGUCUCCUUCCCCGCCCGCGCCACCACCGUCGCCGACCUCAAGCGCCGGGUGAGCGCGGAGCACGCCGCCUGUUUCCCCCGCACCGGGCCAAUCGCCGUCACGUCCUUGCAGGUUAAGCUCGAUGGCUCCUGGUUUCAGCUCACCGAUUCCAUGGCUGUGCGAGCUGCAUUCGAGUGGGUCAAGGGCCCCUGGCGCCUCCUGGCUGAGGUUCAUGAGCUGGGCUCUCAUCCGCUUGCUCGCAAGGAUGCGAAAUGCGGAACCGGUGAUGCUGAACAAAAUGCCGGCCAUCCUGUCAUCGCCGAGAACUCCUUGCAGUAUAUGUUGCCUCCUGCAUUGUCUCAGGGAGGUGGCAGUGGCAGUCUUGCCUCAGGUGAUGGCGUCAGUGACACCCCACAGGUGAACCAGCAGGAUAAACCUCAGGAAGGAGUUGAGCAUGCCUUGGGUCAGCGCAAAGAUGGAAUUAUCAUGCCUGAAGAAAGGUCAGAUGCUGAUUUAGCUGCAGGAGACAGUGACACUCCACUGCCGAACCAGGAGGACAAAGCUCAGGAAUGUGUUGAGGAUGCUUCUGGUCAGCUCGAAGGUGGAAUUACCAUGCCUCAAGAAAGUUCAGAUUUUGGCUUAGCUGCAGGGGACAGUGACACCCCAUUGCCAAACCAGGAGGACAAACCUCAGGAAUGUAUUGAGGAUGCCUCUGGUCAGCUCGACGAUGGAAUUACCAUGCCUCAAGAAAGUGCAGAUUUUGGCUUAGCAGCAGGCAACAGUGACGCUCCACCAACGAACCAGCAGGACAAAUCUCAUGAAGGUGUUGAGCAUGCCUCAGGUCAGAGCGAAGAGAGAACUACCAUGCUUCAAGAAAGUUCAGAUCUUGGUGUAGCAGCAGACAAAGUUCAGAUCUCCGCAGAACCAAGAGGGAAGAAACGUUUUAGGGAGGAAGAUAAAAUCAGCGAAAGCAUCAUUGUAAACUGUGGUGACAAUCUUUCCAAUCUUGCUAGCUCCACUCUUAAUGCUGAAUUGCCUGGACCAAAGGGCUCCACUCUUAAUGCUCGCUCCACUCUGACUGACCAAGCAAAAUUGAACAGUGUCCCCUUGCCAUAUAAUUUGGAAGACAAUUCACAUGGUUUGGGGGAAAAGCCCUCUGGUGGCCAGAAGGAGAUACGAACAUCUGGUGUGCAUAAUGUUGAAAGUAGCAACAAUGAAUCGGAUAUCCCACCUCGUGUUGAGUCCACGGAAAGAGACAAGUCUUCAGACAAAGAAGUGAAAACACAGAGAGGUGACAAGGAGGAACCACGGAUAGCUGUGCGCGCUGGUGAAAGCAGCUGCAAAAGAACAGAUGUUUCACAUUUUGUUGAGUCCAUGAAAGAAGACAUCAAGAGGGCAGCUUCCAAUAGCCAUUAUCUCGACAAAGGGAAAAGUGAUGGGGCCACAUCAACUGUCAGCCAAGAACAUGGGCCUUGCUUCAGAAGAAGCCACCAGCGGGUUGUUGUGCGCAAAGUGCCUAUAAGCAGGGCAAUGAAGAUGUAUUCUUUCAGGUGUUAAUAUUAUCGCACCUGGACGAUUUGCACAAGAACCUGUUGCUGAGAAAGCUGAGGACAGUAGAGAGAAAAUGGCAAAUGCUUUUGAGUACAACCAUGCAUCUAAACCAAUGCAUUCAUGAGCUUUUCAUCAAGUAAUUUUAACAGUUGGAACCUGAGUUGUAUCCAAGUUGUAUUCAAAUGGUUGUGCGUGUAGCAUGCUCACCAAGAAACUCAAUAGCAUCUAAUCCUCUAAACUCAUGAUCCAGUGGUGUUUUUACUUAGGUUACCUAAGGUAUAAUUUUAAUUUCUGAUGAACUUCUUACUAUGGUCAUGCAAGACCAUUGUGGAUAUAUGAUGCUCAAUUGCUUAUCAUGGCUGACUUAUGGAGCUUGAUGCAAUUUAAACAAUCUAUAUUUAGCUGGAAUGUACUCAUCGGAUUAUUCUGUACUCAAAUUAUGCGCAAGCUUAUUUUGUUCA